This is a messenger RNA of Exophiala viscosa, 1243 nucleotides long. RefSeq names its product zinc binding dehydrogenase. Gene Ontology annotation, molecular function: oxidoreductase activity, acting on NAD(P)H. Bases 106 to 1143 code for a protein of 345 amino acids. The transcript has a single exon. Lineage: Eukaryota; Fungi; Ascomycota; Eurotiomycetes; Chaetothyriales; Herpotrichiellaceae. The record is from RefSeq and is a predicted model, not a curated record.
AGCAGCAUACCGGGUUGUCUUUCGCCCUGCACACUGCCUGACGGACUUGACUUUUCACCAUCAUCCAACGACAUCUGCAAGUUCGCACUAUCACCCUUCAACACUAUGGCGCCCACCAAUCACGCAGCAUGGCUCAAAGCCAAACAAGACCCCAUCAUGGUAGUUGAAGAAGCACCCUACACAAGCCCUGCAGAGGGUGAGCUUGUCAUCCGAACCAAGGCUGUGGCCAUCAACCCCGCCGAUUGGCAUAUCCAGGAUAAAGGUAUGCUGGUCACGAAGUUCCCAGCCAUUCUAGGCUGCGACGUCGCCGGGGAAGUCGUUGAAGUCCACCCCAGCUUAGCCAAUCGCUUUGCGGUCGGUGACCGUGUCUUCGGCUCAGCAAACCCCCUGUUCAACAAGGACGGAGUGUAUUGCUACUCCGGCUUCCAGGAAUAUAUGAUCCCCAAGCCACCUCAGAUCGCCAAGAUACCGGAGCACACAACCUAUAAGGACGCAGUGGUGUUGCCAUUGGGUGUCAACACCGCCGCAAGCUGUAUAUUCUCCAAGGAAAUACUCAACCUGAGUAUGCCUCUUCACAGUGACGGCGGCAAGGGAAAGACACUCUUGGUCUGGGGUGCAAGUAGCAGCGUGGGCGCGUGCGGCGUGCAGAUGGCGGCAUUAGCUGGAUAUGAUGUGGUAGCCGUUGCUAGUAGCAAGAAUCACGACAUGGUCAAGGGCUUGGGCGCUAAGACGUGCUUUGAUCAGAACAAUACCACCAUUGUUGAUGAUCUCGUUGAACACUUGAAGGGAAAAGACGUUGUUGGUGCGUACGCGGCCAUUUCAACGCCUCUAACGAUACCAUUGUGCUGCGAGGUUCUGGACAAGUGCGGUGGGAACAAGGUGGUAGCAUCGGUGAUGCCUGGCGCAGAGGCCUUUUCCAGCAGAGGCGUGAGCGUCCAAGCCAACUUCGUUGCCAUGCAUUCGUUCGUAGCAGAAGGGAAAAUGACGGCUAUCUGGGAGUGGCUAGAGAAGGCCCUCCGAGAAGGAAGAAUGAAGUGCAUGCCGCCGCAUGAGGUCGUCGGGCACGGCUUGGGAGACGUGCAGAAGGCGGUCGACCUGAUGGGCAAGGGCGUCAGCGGAAAGAAAUUGGUCGUCGUGUUGUGAGCAGCUCUAUAUGGGUGUCCUUGACAGGUGAUGAUGAUCGCGGUAGGACAGGGAGCAAAAGUCGAGAAAGAAUAGUUUCUUGCAUAAUUAUGGUUGAGUG